CUCCCAUCCCCUCUCCUCAACCAUCAACAUUGCAAUAAACCGAGACGAGAGAUGUGCGAGAACAGGCUGCCCAAAUUCAACUUACAUAGGAGUCGUCCCUCCAUAUCACUGCCGAAGAAAACUGUUUCGGUUAGGAUGUUCGCGAUGGAGGAAUGUUUCUCUAAACACUCCUGCAAUCUGAACCCGUCCUUCGAUUAGACACGCCUUCUUGCGCUCAGAACACGGUUCAAACUGAAGAGGGUUAAUCUCCUAGAUUUAGCCGCAUGGCUGAAGGAGUUCGAGUCGAGACGCGAUCAGUUUUUCUCUAGAUCUGGGUUUGGGUCUGGAACGGGUUAAGGCGACCAAAACUGCGGGGGUUGGCGAUUCGGAUUGUGAAAUUUGCUUCACGGGGCGGAAGAAAGCUCAUGCUGAAUUGUUAGGGUAUACGGUAACGAUAAGGGGCAUGGGGGUUUCAAACGAUAAGUCUCUGAAUUCGAUAUUCCUCAUCCGUAGUCAGACGGUUUCUUACCUCAACCUUAGGCUUCACCCGAAGGAGACUCAAAAUUCGCAGAAUAGCCGAUAAUGGGACGCCCCGUCAAGGGCGUGGGUGAGGCUGGAAGAAAGGGACGGGUAGGCGAGGAAUGACGCAGGCCCGCUGCCUGAUACAUGAUGUUCUCCCGGCAGGUACCUGGUAUUCAAACAUCUUUUCAAAGACAAUGGCACCCUUGAUCCUACUUUCACUGCUACUCAUAGCACCCCUCGGUGCUUACGCAGAUCUACGGCAAGGGUUAAUUGGCUCUAGGAUCGAAGCAUUAUUCCCUGGGGAUAGCCAGUACACCGAGUCUAGGCAAGCUUUCAAUCAACGAUUCAACGUUCAUCCCGCCGCUAUCGUGUUCCCAACCUCAGCGCAGGACGUAUCCCAAAUUGUCAAAAUCGGAGCCGCAAAUAAAUUACGCGUUGUGGCGCGUUCGGGAGGGCACAGUUACGCCGCUAAUGGUCUGGGAGGUCAAGAUGGCGCUUUGGUUAUCGACCUGAAGAAGAUGAACAAGAUAACUAUCGACACGAACACGAAUAUUGCUCAUGUGGAAGCAGGAAAUAAGUUGGGGAGCGUUGCAGCGGCUUUAAAUGCCGUAGGACGUGCCUUGCCUCAUGGUUCUUGUACAUACGUCGGCGUCGGCGGCCAUGCGUCCUUUGGCGGGUUUGGCUUCACAUCGCGAAUGUGGGGAUUGAUGACGGAUACGAUACGAGCAGCAAAUGUCGUAUUUGCCAAUGGAACCUUGAGUCGCGUCUCCGAAAGUUCGCAUCCCGAUAUCUUCUGGGCAGUUCGCGGAGCUGCACCUUCAAUAGUCAUCGUCACCUCCUUCGAAUUUGAGACAUUCCCAGAACCCAACUACGCUGUAAUCUGGGGGUAUGGUUGGGACCUUUCCGCCUCCGACGCCGCAUCUGCUCUUAAAAUCUUCCAAAACUUCUCUCUCACUUCAGACCUCCCGAGUCAUCUUACCACCGACGUUAACCUUGGCCAAGGAUCGCAGCGGGGCUUCGUCUCCUUCAGAGUAUCUGGUGGAUGGUAUUCCUCUUCCUCAGACCAAGCCGAAAAUGAGAAAGCGCUCAACGCUUCGUUAGCUCCGUUGCUUGAGAGUUUACCGCCACCUACUGGGGUAUCUAGAGAAGGAAAUGGGACUUACAUUGAUACUGUUAUCAUUUUGGCCAACAGCGAUAAAGGGUUGGAUACUAGCACUCCAGAAGGAAACGAUACGUUCUAUGCGAAAUCGUUAAUGACUCCGGAGGCAGAACCGAUGAACGACGAGACUUGUUUGAGUUUCAUGACGUACCUUGCUGAGGAUGGGUACGAUUCUGGUCUGGGAUGGUUCUUCCAAAUUGGUGUUUAUGGAGGUCGUAACUCCAAAAUCAACGCCCUACCUGCAAACGCUACGUCAUUUGUGCGUCGCGAUACAUUAUUCACAAUGCAAUUCUACGCCUCUUCGCCAGGAAACAUACCACCGUAUCCUAACGAAGGAUUUACCUUCUUGGACGGUGUUGUUAAUAGUAUCACGUCCGGGAUGCCCGAAGCCUGGGAUUAUAGCGCCUAUACAAAUUAUCUUGAUAACAGGCUUGAGGAUUGGCCGAAACUCUACUUUGGGUCGCACUAUGCUCGUUUACAGAGGAUCAAACAGGAAGUUGACCCUCGGAACGUUUUCAAGUUCCCGACCUCUAUAAAUUCUUGACUGUAAUGUUAAUGCUUAAGUUCUACUAGAGCAAAUGGGACUCCUCCCCGCGG
Marasmius oreades (fairy-ring Marasmius) is the source of this 2257-nucleotide messenger RNA. RefSeq lists its product as uncharacterized. Lineage: Eukaryota; Fungi; Basidiomycota; Agaricomycetes; Agaricales; Marasmiaceae. The transcript is spliced from 11 exons. The record is from RefSeq and is a predicted model, not a curated record. Gene Ontology annotation, molecular function: FAD binding; oxidoreductase activity. The coding region runs from base 621 to 2204 and encodes 527 amino acids.